CGCGCUCGCGGACCUUUAAGGGGACAGUGCGCAUGCGCCGACUUCCUCUUUUUUUUCCGCCUGGAACCAUGGAGGCUGUGCCGGAGAAGAAAAAGGUUCCUGCCGCACCGGGAACCCAGAAGAAAAAGAAGGUUCCUGCUGCUCCAGGAACCCUGAAGAAAAAGAAGGUUCCUGCUGUGCCAGAAACUCUGAAGAAAAAGCGAAGAAAUUUCGCAGAGUUGAAGGUGAAGCGCCUUCGGAAGAAGAUUGCCCUGAAAUCACUGCGAAGGGCCCAGAGGAAGCUCAUCUAUGAGAAGGCAAAGUACUAUCACAAGGAGUACAGGCAGAUGUACCGGACAGAGAUUCGCAUGGCCAGGAUGGCAAGGAAAGCUGGGAACUUCUACGUGCCCGCAGAACCGAAGCUGGCCUUCGUCAUCAGAAUCCGAGGUAUCAAUGGUGUGAGCCCAAAGGUGCGCAAGGUGUUGCAGCUUCUUCGUCUGCGGCAGAUCUUCAACGGCACCUUUGUUAAGCUCAACAAGGCUUCCAUUAACAUGCUGAGGAUUGUGGAACCAUACAUUGCAUGGGGGUACCCCAAUCUGAAGUCAGUAAAUGAGCUCAUCUACAAACGCGGCUAUGGCAAAAUUCAUAAGAAGAGAAUUGCCUUGACAGAUAAUUCCUUGAUUGCUCGGUCUCUUGGUAAAUACGGCAUCAUCUGCAUGGAGGAUCUAAUUCAUGAGAUCUAUACAGUUGGAAAACGCUUCAAGGAAGCGAAUAACUUCCUUUGGCCCUUCAAAUUGUCUUCUCCACGAGGUGGAAUGAAGAAAAAGACAACUCAUUUUGUGGAAGGUGGAGAUGCUGGCAACAGGGAAGACCAGAUAAACAGGCUUAUUAGACGGAUGAACUAAGGUGUUGCCCAUGGUAUUUUUGUAAUCUGGUCAGUUAAUAAACAGUCACAGCUUGGCAAACUGAACUGUGUUGGAGUCUUUGUUGGCCUGCCUUUGCCCUAUCACUGGU
Molecule: messenger RNA, 993 nt
Organism: Chionomys nivalis (European snow vole)
Lineage: Eukaryota; Metazoa; Chordata; Mammalia; Rodentia; Cricetidae
Gene: Rpl7
Product: ribosomal protein L7
Exons: 7
Coding region: 33-884 (283 amino acids)
Biological process (GO): maturation of LSU-rRNA from tricistronic rRNA transcript (SSU-rRNA, 5.8S rRNA, LSU-rRNA)
Cellular component (GO): cytosolic large ribosomal subunit
Molecular function (GO): RNA binding; structural constituent of ribosome
Source: RefSeq, a predicted model, not a curated record